Messenger RNA from Orycteropus afer afer, 669 nucleotides. The record is from RefSeq and is a predicted model, not a curated record. NCBI's taxonomy places the organism in Eukaryota, Metazoa, Chordata, Mammalia, Tubulidentata, Orycteropodidae.
AUGACGUGCAGUGGCAAGUGUCUGCUCCUGGCUGCUUUGACAGCGUUGCUGUUGCUCCAGAUCAGUAGUAGGUCAGAAGCAAGCAGCUUUGACUGUUGUCUCCGAUACACACAACACGUCAUUCAUCCCAAAUUUAUCGUAGGCUUCACGCAGCAACUGGCCAAUGAAGCUUGCGACAUCGACGCUGUCAUCUUUCACACGAAGAAACAAUUGGCUGUGUGUGCAAAUCCCAAGAAGCUGUGGGUGAAGCAAGCCGUGCACAUCCUGAGCCCAGGGCGACCCGCCGGCGGCUGCACAAUGCACUCCCCGCCCAGCCCCAGGCUGCUCGCACUCCGCACUCCGCGCCCUGGGCACGCGCGGCACCCGCGCAUGCGCGUCCGUGUUCCGCCGCUGUUUGGCCGUUUCCAUGGCUACGAAGCGGCCAGGCUAGGGGUCCUGGAGCGACAAAAUGAAGCUGAAGAGCCUUCUACUUCGUUAUUACCCACCAGGUACACAAUCCCCUCCGCCUCCAUGUCGGGCCCUGGAUGCUACGUCUGGGAACAUCUGGGCGAGGAGCGUGCGGGGACCCAGGAGUUCGACGGGGACCCCGAAUGGGAUUCCACCACCCUGGUCCGAGGUUCCACCACCGUGGUCCAAGGUUCUAUCCCAGACAUCGUUGCCUGUUUCUGA